This is a messenger RNA of Ostertagia ostertagi, 714 nucleotides long. The record is from the annotation of a GenBank genome assembly. Lineage: Eukaryota; Metazoa; Nematoda; Chromadorea; Rhabditida; Trichostrongylidae.
AUACAAGUGUUCAGCCGGGAGCUUCAACGCCAGCCGGAUUUUGAUUUAUUAUUGGCUGAGUUAUGCCUUGAUCACGUCUGGACUGAACCUUCGAAAAGAGACGUUAGUGGAGAAAUAGCCUCUAAGAUGUUCCUUUCUCACAAUGUGCUUUCGCAAGAUUUUGUGAAUUUCUUCGUUGGAACUGUUAACCAGCUGCGAUCGAUUCGAGCCGUUCACACUGUAGGUAAUAUUACCACGUCUGGAUCGAUGAACAUACUGCUUUGUCGAGAUGGGGUGGCAAUGCGCUUGUUCACUAUUACUCCGUCGAUGUUACUUCAUUCAGCCGGAAAUUCAUCCUUUGUAAUACAGCACGAAAAUAAGCUGACAAAAACGGUAGAGCUGACGAGAGUCAUACUACCACCAGUGUUCAUCAACUCUUUAGCCCGAGAUGUGUUUGCGGCUGUGGUGGAUGUAUUGCCUCGCGAGAAAGCCGUCCGUCUUAUGUUGGAUUGGAAGACUAAUAAUCGUAAUUAUGAGAAUGAACUCGAAAUGGCGGUGGCGGAACCUCAGCUGCACACGGCUAUACGAUUUCUAUUAGAGCAGACUGGAGUUAUAAUAGAAGAACAUGAGAGGCUACCAUGGCGGAAGAGAACUAAUACCAACGAAGAUUGUGAAACUGACGCAAAACAAAGGCGGCCAAAAGCUUCUGCAGAAGAGGUUAGUCGGUUAAAAUAA